AUGAACUGUCUUGCAGAUGGUAGACUCGCAACAUUGUACCUAGAAAAUGACUGGGAUAUGAUCAAAUUACAGCAACUUAUACAAGAACAGCUUAAUAUACCAAUUUCAAAGCAAAAAUUAUACCUAGAUGGCGCACACAUUGAUGAAAACUACAAAACAAUCGCAGAUUCGAACUUGAAGAAUAAUGAUAUUCUCCUGGUUAAGAACAAGGAUCAUGAUAUGGCGUCGUCGUCGUUUUAUAAUAGAAAUAUUGAAUCUAAAAUAGAUGAAAUUAUGUAUACAAAGGCUUCGGAGAUGAUCAAAAACUUCAAAGAAGGAGCUCCAGUGUAUGAAACUGUAAAGAUGACAAACAAGCCAUUCUACAAUGCGCUCAUAGCUAAGGAUGUUUAUGCUGUAGCAAAGGUGCUAAAAGAGAAACAUCUAGAACAUCAAAACAACGAAAUGGAACACAAAAGGCGUUUAAUAAAGGCAUCUUUGGAUCCCCUAAAUCCAGAAUCACAACUCUUGAUCCAGAAGGAUAUCGAACAAAAUCGUAUUAAUGAAAACUAUAUCUCUGCCCAAAAUUUCUUACCAGAAUCAUUUGGUGGGAUUAUAAUGCUCUAUGUUAAUGUAGAGAUAAAUGGCGUUGUUAUCAAGGCACUUGUUGAUACCGGUGCUGAGCAUACCAUAAUGAAUAAGGAAUGUGCUAAACGAUGUAAUUUGCUAAAUAUGAUAGAUGAAAGAUUUAAAGGUACUAGGAACACCGUAGGAAAAAUUCACUUGGCUGAUCUCAAGAUUGGUCCUAUUUUUAUACAUGUAUCAUUUGUAAUAUUAGAUGGCGGUAACAUAGACUUCAUACUGGGAUUAGAUAUUCUACGUAGAUAUGCAUGCACUAUCAAUCUUAAAGAUAAUUGUUUGCAAAUAAACGAUAUAUCUGUCCCAUUUCUCUCGGAAAAGGAUAUUAAAGCUGAAGAUCAUAAGUCUACUAGUUCUGGGAUACACGCUGUCAAACAAGAAUCAGAAAAUCCUGAUAAAAUAAAUCGUCUGUCCGAACUCUUAGGUGUCAGCAGAGAGUAUGCAAAGGAGCUUUUGGAUAUUUCCAACGGAAAUGAAGAACUUGCAGCCUCGUUCGUUUUAAAUAACUGA
Theileria equi strain WA is the source of this 1125-nucleotide messenger RNA. RefSeq lists its product as hypothetical. Gene Ontology annotation, biological process: proteolysis. NCBI's taxonomy places the organism in Eukaryota, Apicomplexa, Aconoidasida, Piroplasmida, Theileriidae. Bases 1 to 1125 code for a protein of 374 amino acids. The record is from RefSeq and is a predicted model, not a curated record. Gene Ontology annotation, molecular function: protein binding; aspartic-type endopeptidase activity. The transcript is spliced from 7 exons.